AUGAUUCAAGAUGAUGACAUUUUAUUAUAUGUCACUCACUUGGACGCAUUACACAAGGAUUUUACGGAGAGGUUUGAGGAUCUUUUAAAUUUACAAAUUCCUCAAUGGAUAAUAAAUCCGUACAAUACCACAGCUAUAGAAGAAACCAAUGUGAUAAUGCAAGAAGAGUUGAUUACCAUCAGCACAGACGAAGAGCUUAAGCAGAAGUUCAACCAGGGCUAUCAGAAGUUCUGGUUGGAACGCAACAUUGAAACACAGUAUCCUACAUUGUGGAACAUUGCUGAAAAAUACCUUAUCGCUUUUCCAUCAUCAUACGUAGUUGAAAAAAGCUUCAGUGUGGUAACAAACAUUUUGACAAAACAAAGAAACCGUUUGAAAAUCAACGAACGUGGAGAUUUAAGGCUGCAACUCACCGUAGCUAGAUUGGUAGAUAAUCACCAGGUUCAUCCAUCACAUUGA
Schistocerca nitens (vagrant locust) is the source of this 459-nucleotide messenger RNA. RefSeq lists its product as uncharacterized. Gene Ontology annotation, molecular function: protein dimerization activity. Lineage: Eukaryota; Metazoa; Arthropoda; Insecta; Orthoptera; Acrididae. Bases 1 to 459 code for a protein of 152 amino acids. The record is from RefSeq and is a predicted model, not a curated record. The transcript has a single exon.